AUGAAUAAUCUCCAAUAUUUGAGAGACGCUUGGUUUCACCUUGAUGAUUCUCAAAUGGAUUAUUCCCUUCACAGCUUUCUAUCAUCUUUAAUCAAUAAUCAUGAAACUAAUCAACGGUUACCAGUCUUUAUUCAACCACGACAUCCCGUCAACAUUUCAGAUCCACAAAUAUCUGCUUUAUUUUCCAGUAAAAUUACCUAUUAUUCUACAGCAUUCAUUGGUGAAAUUCGAUUUACCACCAGCAACUACUGUCAUAAGAAAUCAACUGAUGACUCUUCAAUUGUCUACAGAGCUGGUGAUGAAGUUCAUUUCGGCCGUAUUCAUCGGAUUUUCACUGUAGAUGAUGGAGAAGUGCUAUUUCAAAUAUUCUCACUUUCGAGCUCUUCUGAUUUUACUUGCGAAGUUAAUGAUGAACAAUUCUAUUAUGAUGAAAUUGAAAUUGGAACGAUCACUUCUGGAACAACUAUUUGUAUAAUCAAGGCAGAACAAAUAAUUGAAAAAUGUGUCUUUUAUUUACAAUCGAAUGGUCGUGCAACAUUCAUUCGAUUUCCUAAUUUGGAGGAACAUUCUUGA
Rotaria sp. Silwood2 is the source of this 573-nucleotide messenger RNA. Lineage: Eukaryota; Metazoa; Rotifera; Eurotatoria; Philodinida; Philodinidae. The record is from the annotation of a GenBank genome assembly.